GGGUUUCUGACAGCAACGACGAACGCUCCUCCAACUUCCAUUGGAAAAAUCAUGACGGGAACCAAACAGACGAGACGUCGUCGCGAAUCUUCGCCACGCUCCUCACGGGAUAACGACCGUCGAACCAGCCAAAAGCCCGACCAUUCAUCACACCCAGCCUCGCAACGUCCCGCGUCAAGUUCGGAGCCGAAUCACCACCGGAUAAACCAACAACCACCAACGAGUAAGCGCCCAGUUUUUGCUUCGUACAUUGACACCCCUAAUUUGCCCGUUAAAGUGAAACUACUAUGUGGAAUUAUUGCACAUACACCGUCGUUAGAUGUAACUAGGGUUUUAGAUGAUACCGGAAUUAGGGUUUCUACAGAAACUGUUGAAGACGUUCUUAAAUUAUCGUAUGCGCACCCAGGCGCGGUCGUUAAGUUUUUUCGGUGGUCGGGAUAUCAGUUGAAUGAUAAACAUAGCCCUUAUGCUUGGAAUUUGAUUGUCGAUAUGUUAGGAAAGAAUGGUAUGUUUGAUGCAAUGUGGGAUGCGAUCAAAUCGAUGAAGAAAGAAGGGUUACUUUCCUUGGCUACAUUUGCUUCUGUUUUUGGUAGUUAUGUGAUGGCUGAAAGGGUGCAGGAGGCCAUCAUGACAUUUGAAGUAAUGGACCAGUAUGGUUGUGCAUGCGAUAUCGUAGCUUUGAACUCUUUUCUCAGUGCAAUAUGUAGAGAUGGGAAGACUGUAGAUGCCAAAGAGUUCUUGAAUGUUGUUAGGACUAGAAUUAGGCCGGAUGCUGAUACGUAUGCGAUUUUGUUAGAGGGAUGGGAGACAGAACAGGAUGCGGUUAACGCUAGAAAAACUUUUGAAGAAAUGGUAGUCGGAAUUGGGUGGGAUCCUAACAAUUAUCCAGCUUACGACUCUCUUUUAAACACGUUGCUCAAGGGUUCUGAUGGGCUGCGGGAGGCUAUGAAAUUCUUUGAAUCUUUGAGGGAUAGGAGGUGUUAUCCGGGGAUGCGGUUUUUCAAAGCUGCACUAACCGAGUGUGUGUCAACGGGUGAUGUGAAGGCUGCCGAAGUGCUCUGGGUUGCAAUGGCUGUGCAGAAUGAUUGCAAACCCGAUACUGAAAUGUAUAAUUUGAUGAUAACUUUGUAUUCAAAGCGUAAGGAUUUUGAUCUAGCUAGAAGGUGGUUAGAUGAUAUGGUUUUCAAUGGGGUGUUCCCUGAUUCCGAAAGUUAUAAUCUUCUUUUCCAGUUUUUGAUAAAGAGCAGGAAAGUAAAAGAAGCUGGACCAGUAUUUGUUGAGAUGAUUAAAAAUGAGUUUGUGCCAACCCAUGCCAACUGCUGUUUAGCAGUUAAGGUGUUCAUAGAUGGGAUGGACCCUUAUAUGGCAAUAAAAGUUUGGAAAUGCAUGAUUGAGAAUUACAAGAAGUCAGAGGAGCUCGAGGAAACUGUAAAUCUAUUGGUUGAUGGGUUACGUGAUCUUAAUCUUGUUCCUGAAGCAGUGAAGUAUGCUGAAGAUAUGGUAGAUCGAGGGAUCAAGUUGACUUCUGCUACAUUAUCAAGAUUAAGACCGAGUCUUGCAAAAGCUGGUAAGGGACCUGUUUAUAAUGAUCUCUUGAAGAAAUGUAAGCUUCAGUAGGUAAUCUUAACCCUGUUUUGAAAGGUAAUCCUUAAUUCCUUAUCUGCAACAUGAGAUGGUCUGAGCUUUUCAUCGGAUUCGAUUAUGGUUAUAAUCAUCAUGUUUCUGGAUGAAGAUGAAGUUUUGAGUCUACAUCCAUCUAUGAUAGAAAAGUAUUGGGUGUUUGGAAAAACCCUUUGCUUGUGAAUUUUUGGUAAUUUGAUGGAGUUGGUGGCUUUUAGCAUAGUGGGCAUGGGCAGUGUAUAUUUGUUGGAAAGGUUGAAGUUUACUGUCAUAUGUAUUUGAAGCUGAUGAAAUGAUUAAAUGUCUUUUUU
Molecule: messenger RNA, 1931 nt
Organism: Cynara cardunculus var. scolymus (artichoke)
Lineage: Eukaryota; Viridiplantae; Streptophyta; Magnoliopsida; Asterales; Asteraceae
Product: pentatricopeptide repeat-containing protein At1g77360, mitochondrial-like
Exons: 1
Coding region: 52-1617 (521 amino acids)
Molecular function (GO): protein binding
Source: RefSeq, a predicted model, not a curated record